CAUGCAGUCUAUGCCAAGAGCUAUCAAAUAAUAGCUAUGUAUAAAGUAAAAGGCAUCUAGUAACUGUAUAUUGCAGUUUAAUUCAUUACAAACCUAGUUUCGAUUCAUAGCAAUACUACUUAAAUUAAACUCAUUUAGCGUGUUCUAAAGCUAAUCAUUGCUAACCAAAAUAUAACUGUUCAGUUUUUGCAACCGAGUUCCGUUAUAUACCUCGCAGUAUGUCAAACUCUGGUUUAACUUCAGAAGCACAGCUACGAUACAUUCUAGAAUGGUUCAGAGAAUUCAGUGAACUGCAGAGAGAAGAUUUUCUUCCCAUCCUAGCUGCUGCUCAUCUAGAUAAAGCUGAACAGUUAGCUGCGUCUGUAGCCUCACUGUCAUGUGAAGACAAGCCAGUUAGUCUGUUUCAAUGUCGGAUCAAACUUUUCAACAGCUGGUUCCCAAAUUGGUCUGAUGAAGAGAAAGAUAGACUUGUUAGAGCUGUAUCAGAAAUAGAUUCUGAUUUUGGCACCAAAUUGCAAGAAACAAUGGCUAAUGGCUUCCAACUGAAUGGUGAUACGGAAGAGAAAUUUUUUCAAACUACUGCACCUGAAGCUGAGGAAAAAAUCAUUGAAAACGAACAAUCGGAAAUAAAGAUCGCUUCAGAAACUGUCAAUGUUGAGAUCGCAGCGGCGUCUUAAAAUGCACAAACACAUAUUUAACUUUAUUUUUCCAUAUUUACCACGCUAGGACAUGUGUGGAAAUUUUUUUUUAUGUACCUAAUAUUUUGUAAACAUUUCCUGGUACAAUGUACCUGAUUUAUAUCUUUUUUCUAUUAUCAUAAGGUAUUUUAGAUAUUAAUGAGAUGAUUUAUUUUAAACAUUCCAUAUUUACAUUUCAAGAGCUAUAAGUAUGAAUCUCACAUUAUUUUGGCUCUGUUUAGAAGCUAAAACUUUAUUAUAAUUUAUAUAAUGUGUCUAAAAAUAUAUAUAUAUAUAUAUUUAUUGAAACAAAUCGCAUGCAUCAGAUUUUUUAUGGUUUUUUUUAUACAAAUAUCAAAAUAAAAGUGAUUGAAAAUUUUUCUUUACAGAUGCUAAUGAAUCCUAAAGAGGUUAUUAAAUUACUUUGAUACUAUUUUUUUAUGGUUAAUCAGUAAAAUGGUGUUAAUAUAAAACUUAUUCGAAAAUCUUUAGACAUUAUUGUGUCAGCCUCAACAAAAUCUAUGUUUGGAACUAUUAACUCAUAUAUAUACUAACUGGAAUGUAAUGUUUAUAGUAUAUUAAAUUGUAUUUAUACAUUUUUUAUAUUAGGAACUCCAUUCAUAUCCUACCUUAUAAUAAACAAACAUUACUCAUACUAAAUUAUAAUCUCAAACUAUCUCUCAUAUCUCCAAAGAUGGCAAUUUUAUAAGUACAAAUAUAUAUUGUGCCAAGAUAUUUUAUUCCUCCUGUAGAUCGUUAGUGAACUAUCAAUUUAAAUUAUUACAUAGGAGUGAUAGAAAGGUGCUGGCGUUGAAAGUUGUGAAUUAAAAUGUAUGGGAAAGUGUCAUGAAAAUUAGAUUCACUUAAUAAAGAUUACUAUUAAA
Molecule: messenger RNA, 1561 nt
Organism: Danaus plexippus (monarch butterfly)
Lineage: Eukaryota; Metazoa; Arthropoda; Insecta; Lepidoptera; Nymphalidae
Exons: 3
Coding region: 219-677 (152 amino acids)
Source: RefSeq, a predicted model, not a curated record